Molecule: messenger RNA, 2620 nt
Organism: Pelecanus crispus (Dalmatian pelican)
Lineage: Eukaryota; Metazoa; Chordata; Aves; Pelecaniformes; Pelecanidae
Source: RefSeq, a predicted model, not a curated record
AUGCCAACCGUUGAAGAUCCAAGCAGUGAACAAAACUUCAUUGCACAUUGGAUGUCCGAUAGUUCCCGUGCUGGAGUCUUAUUAGAUCCUAGUUUUACUGGUUUGAAAAUCAGCAAAGAAAAUUUGUUAUCUGGACCUGAAAACAUCACAGCUUUCCCUGCUGAAGAAUUGCAUCUUUCAGACAGCUGUUCUGUAAGUGAUGACUCCUUGUGUGAAGAAGAGUCUGGCACCUCUUGUACACUUCAGCAACAUACCACUGAAGCAUCCUUUCCAGCAGCAGCAUAUAACAUAGAAACCUCCAAAACAGACUUUGUCCAUGGUGAAGUGGAUGGUCAGAAUAAAUCCAGUCACAGCGAUCCACUCUUACAAAAGCUUGAACAGCUGAAGGAAUUGCAACAACAGAAACAGGAACAGCUAAAGAAACAACAGAUGGAGCAACUUCAAAGGCUAAUGGAAGAGCAGCAGAAGCUGCUUAGCAUGGUGUCUGGCCAGACAGCAGUUCUUGGCUAUACUGUAAUGGCUGAAAGUCCAAAGCUAAGACCUGGGCAUUCAGCAGGCUUAACAACUUUACACCAAUUGCCAUCAUCUGGGUAUCAGAAUAUCUUUGAAGACAGAGCUUAUGCUCCGAUUGUUUCUCCACAUACACAAGACAGUGAUUUUUUACAAAAGUUAAACAACAAAGAAUGCACCUCAUCUUUGAAGAACAGUCUUUCAGGAGUGUCUGCCUGUGAGAAACAAGCUCUGGGAAAAAGCAUGUGGUGUCCAGAACAAAAGAUGGAAAUAUUAAUGGAGAGUGAAGAUUGUCACAUUGAUCCUUUAUAUGUGGAAAGUGCAGAUAUCUCUGAAAAUUCCAGCAGAGGAAAACACUUGUGGACUAAUACAGAGGAAAGACCUAUUAAAGCUGCGAUUCAGGAGAAGAAACAGACAUUUGAAGAAUUCCUGGAAGAACAGAUACAACUAGAAGAGCAGCGUCUGGAGCAAAACCAGAAGUUACAGGAGACAAAUGGAUCAGCCAUUCAAAAACCAGUGAUCAAACGACCGUUCCUGAAAAGAGGAGAAGGCUUAACAAGGUUCACUAAUGCAAAGUCUAAAAUUACAAAACUUGGAGAAAGCACCUCAAAACUUCAACAAAGGGAUUCAGAUGACAGAAAUGUUAUUAAAGUGGACAGAUCACAAAUACAGAAGAAAACUAUGCCUCCUGGCAAAGAACCGGUUUCUGAGAACCCUUUUGCACCAUGUAAAAAAUAUAACCACCCUGAUAAAGCAAAACAUUGCCCUAUUCAGAAGAACCUGGUACUCAGGAAUCACAAUGGAAAAAAUACCUCACCAUUAGAAACAAGAAUGCAACCAGGAAAAAAUCAUGAUGGACAGAUGAGAGAUUCUUUCCUAUCGGAGAUUAACAACAAAAUAGAAAAUAAAGAGAACAUAGUAGAAUUUGCAAACGCUAACACUGGCAAAAUUGGAAACAAAUUACCUGGCACAGAAAAGCCUCGGUUGUCUCAUGAGCUGGCCAGUGCCUUUUCUAAUUCUAAAUGUCCUAUAGGUCACCCUGUAAAGGAUCCAGAACUGUCUUUUGAAGUUUCAUUUCAGAAUAAGCUGGAAAACUGGGAAAAAGAAAAAGAAAAAGAGAAUCUAGAAUUAGAUGAAUUUUUGUUUCUAGAACAAGCUGCAGAUGAAAUAUCUUUCUCAAGUAAUUCCUCAUUUGUGCAAAGGAUCUUAGAUCAAGAUCAGCAAACUUUAAAAGGCCGUAGAAUGUCUUCUACCCCUAUCAAGGCAAAACAGCAGCAAGUAAAGGCGUUGGCUGUUGAACUUACAAAUAAGAAAAAUAAAAAGGCAGACUGUAUGACACAGGGUAAUAUAAAUGAUAGAGCAGUUAUGCAUACAGUUUCAAAUUCAGGAACAGCUGUUAGAAUGAAGGAUCCAUUGAAUAAAACGGACAGUGUAAUAUUUUCAGCUUCUUCCAUGACAGCAGCUCCUGUUUUGAAAAGUAAUCAAUGGAUUAUAAAUGAAGAUGAGGGUGAGGGCAGUGGUGAUACUACUACAGAUUCUGAGAGUGAAUUUGAGACCACAUUAAAGCAUGAAAAUGAAGAUGCUAAGACAUCCUUUAUGAGCCAUAGAGAAAGUGAUCCAGAAUUUUUUGAUUAUGGAGGUUCUGUUACAGACAUCAGCAAAAAAAGCAAAAAUGGAGAUGAUGACCUUGGCUUGUCAGACAAAGAUUGCAAUGCACUGUCAAAGCAAAAGAUUAGAAAAGCUUCAGACCAUCUGAGAAGCAUGUCUUGUAUAAGUAGGAAUAAGUUUGAGUUUGAUGAUGAAAGAACAUGGAGCGAUCUCGAUGAAGAUUAUGUUAACACUGAUUUACCUGAAAAAUGUACUAAAAUGCCUUUACAGACGGACUUUUCCAGUAAGAAUGAUAAAACUGUCCCAGAUAAAGCAAUAAAGAGAAAAGUUGCCUCAAAGAGGGGAGAUGAAGUGUCCAAAGAGUCUGCAGUGGACAGUGGUUCAAAUGGACCUCCUGUAUCAAACCUGAUGAUGAAACUCUUUCCUUCACUGAAACCGAAACAGAAGGCAGGCUGUCAUUCAGAGCAUGAAAUCAAAUCAAAUGUGGAACAGGAGCCGGGAG